UGCGCGCGCUUCUAUCCAGGGAUGGGCAAAACCUAAAUUCUUGUCUGAUAUUGAAUAACCGAACAGCUGUUCGCAGGACUUGGACGAAGCAACCUCUAAAGUUUUGUGGAGCAUCUUAUGCAAAACAAUGGUUAUUCUAUAUCGCAGCGAACUAAUUCGACAAAUCUUAAGACGAUGCCACCGUGCGGUUGCGGCAAAUAAAAAGAAUACCGGCUUAACAUGUUUUCAUGGAGUCUGGCCGACUGCGGAAAGAAAAGACUUUGAGCAGGACAUGCGUAUCAUACCUGAUUUCAUAAGCGAAGAAGAGGAGAAACAGCUGCACGAGGAAAUUGAGCCAUACAUGAGCCGGCUGCGCUAUGAAUUUGAUCACUGGGACGAUGCGAUUCAUGGCUUUCGGGAAACUGAGCGCAAGAAAUGGUAUCCAAAAAACCGCGAACUUCUGGAACGUGUACGUGAAGUGGCAUUCAACGGCGCUAUUAUGCCCUAUGUGCACAUUUUGGAUUUAGCCGCCGAUGGCGUCAUCAAGCCACAUGUGGACAGCAUCCGGUACUGCGGCAAUACCAUUUCCGGCAUAAGUUUACUCAGCGACAGCGUCAUGCGUCUUGUUCGCACAGAUGCCCAAAAGUAUAAGCAGAACAGUUCGAGUGAUAACACCGAAGAUACCGCGUACCGUCAGCAGCCGGCGGCGUUGCUUGAGAACAACUUCUAUGCGGAUCUCCUAUUGCCUCGUCGUUCGCUCUACAUAAUGAGACAUACGGCACGCUAUAAUUUCACGCACGAAAUCCUCGCCAACGAGCAUUCCAAGUUUCUUGGCAAUCCCAUUCAGAAAACACGUCGUAUUUCCAUCAUUUGCCGCAAUGAACCCUAAGCAUCCCAUUAAAUACCUGUUAAGUUUAUUUUGUUGAUCUUACAAAAAUGUAUACAAAUAUGUUAAGAACUGU
Molecule: messenger RNA, 941 nt
Organism: Drosophila hydei
Lineage: Eukaryota; Metazoa; Arthropoda; Insecta; Diptera; Drosophilidae
Product: alpha-ketoglutarate-dependent dioxygenase alkB homolog 7, mitochondrial
Exons: 4
Coding region: 128-868 (246 amino acids)
Biological process (GO): fatty acid metabolic process; DNA damage response
Cellular component (GO): mitochondrial matrix
Source: RefSeq, a predicted model, not a curated record